Molecule: messenger RNA, 2708 nt
Organism: Oryza brachyantha (malo sina)
Lineage: Eukaryota; Viridiplantae; Streptophyta; Magnoliopsida; Poales; Poaceae
Product: methyl-CpG-binding domain-containing protein 13-like
Exons: 6
Coding region: 545-1726 (393 amino acids)
Molecular function (GO): DNA binding
Source: RefSeq, a predicted model, not a curated record
CAGAAUUGAGAGAAAAAAAAGCAGAAGGGGAGCCUCUGCAGUAGCUGCUGCGACUGUCGCGGCCAUGGCGUCCACCAUUCAUCAAGGCUCUUGCCAAUCGGAAGGGCGAGAGGAAAAUUUAUUACUCCUGCAAGGACACCGGUCACAGUCCACGCAUGAGUAGAGAGGAGUGGCCGCAUCACGUUCGCGGGAGGAGCAAACAGAGGAGGAGACGCAACGAGACAAGCAAAGAAAGAGAUAGAGAUGGGGAGAGAGAGAGAGAAAAGCUUUCUCUCUCUUUCCUUGCUCCCUCUCCCUAGUGCGUGGAGUAGUAUAGUAGAGCAGUAGAGCCACUGAACCACCUCGCUGCCUUCUUGCUGCUGCUGCUGCUGCUGUUCUUCGCGAGCCUCCUCGAUCUGCUUGUUCCUCCCUCCCGGUUCCAUGGACGCAGCGGCCGGGCCUUAGCGCCGGCGGUGGUAGUACACCAGCAACCUUGUGUCUCUGGGUUUCUUUGCAAAAGACUCGAGGAUUUUGUGGAUUUCAUUAUCAGAACGGGAAAUAAACUAUGGAUUCCAACGAGGACUCCCAUCGUGUAACACGAAGUGGGAUUGUUAGGGCAACACCUGCUGUCUCGAUCGAUGGUAAGGUUGAACCUGCUGGAGAGGGAUUACCUCCUGGGUGGUUGAAAGCAUACAGACCUCGGAAGAGCCAAUCGGGGUCUAAAAUCAAGGGUGAUACAUUCUAUAUUGAUCCAACAAAUAUGUAUGAAUUUCGUUCUUUAAAGGAUGUUCACCGAUAUCUUGAAUCUGGAGAUGUUAGUAAUUGUGUAAUGAUUCCAAAUAAGAAGAUCAAAGAUCUGCACACUGCAAGAAACCAAUCUCAUCAUACACAGAGACCAUCUGAUCAAAGCCAACUGGAUGUUGGUAAGGGGUCUGCUCAAUCUAAUUUACCAAUAACAGGAGAUGAAAAUACUCACAGUGAUGCUCUGGUAAAUGCAAAUGGUUCAGAUAAUUCUGAAGAUAUGUCAUCGUCAGAGCCCAGGGGUGUGUCCAAAGGGAAACUUACAGGGUUGAAGCUUCAGAAGGAAAGGGUUCCAAAUCAACCCGUAGAGCAUGAAUCUUCUACGAGAGAAGAAGCAGAUAUGGAGCAGAAGCCCAAGGAAAAGAAACAAAAAACUAAACCUGUCAAACAGAUUGCUACACCUCUUCGUGCGUCACCUCGUUUAGCUGCUUUGAAGAUUAACCAAGAAGCAAAUAAUGUGCCCAAAGAUGAACCUCCCAGCAUGCAUGCAGACACUGCUAAUCAGCUACAACCAAAGUGCUCCGAAAGACAGAAAGCAAAGGCUAAUUCCUCUGUACUUCCUGAGAAGAAAGAUGCAUCACAUACUUCAAAUGCUUCUGGAAAUGUGAAAAACAAGUAUCCUUCGGCUACCGAGCAAAUACAAGGAUCAUCUGUUUAUCCACAACAGGUUGGAACAGCUGAUGCUAUGCCUGGGUCUGCUAUUUCAUCAUUGUUGAGGAGUAUCUGGUCAGAUCCAUGCCUUAAGUUUGCAUUCAAGACUCUUACAGGUGACAUCCCUGUUCUAGACUUCAUCCCAUCACAGGACUUGAACAAAGGAUCGACACCCAAUUGUUCCUCGUCUGCUUAUGAUGUUAGUAGGAACCAUGCGCAAGUCGAUCAUGUCGGCCGGCCAAUGCCAAGGCCAUCAGAUAAGUUCUACAGCAGUGGCUGGUUUCCUCCCCAGUGAGUUCCUCAACUGCCAAAGCAAAUCAGAAGAAAGGCAAAGACUCCAGUCACAGCCUCGUAGGCUUCUUAGCACUCCUCGUUAGGUACCUUGACAAGGAUGCAUUUUGCAGGAAAGACUGUAUCUUGUUGCAACUGCUGUAGAUGAUUCGUCACUAAUAAGUAAUAACCUAAUAACAUACCCAUCGUAUGCUAAACUCGACAAUAUUUUCUGUCGUCUGAAUUUGUGUAGUAACCUGACUAAUAAUUCCUUUGUAUCAUUAGUGCAGACUAGAGAUGCUGACAGUACUCAGAUAGCCGAGCCAAUUGUCAUGCCAGGUUUCUGCUCUGUCAACAAAAGCCCCUUUCUGCGUAUUACUACCUGUAAUAACUUAGACAUUUGUUAUGGCAAUGUGCAUUGGACUAAGUUCUACUACCUAAACUGUGUUUCUGGUUAACCUGCCCUGGAUUUCUUGUUCUAUGGAGUAGCAAAUGCUGUUACCGGGCAUCCACUGCAUCGAUUCUUGGGGCUCCUCUGCAACACAUGAAUUUUACAGUGUUUUCACAUGAACUAGUUCAAUUUCUGAAAAAAUUCCAUGUUUCAAGAAGGCCUUCAAGUGCUCAAAAUGUGGCUGGCAUAUUUUUGUAUGUUCUGUUUUUGGCUCUCCAUGCUGUGGUUGGGCACUAAUUGUUGAUGCCAACACCAGUUGUUGGGAGAUGCAUUGGAUGCCAUGGAAGUACAGAUCAUUGGUCUUAUCUAUGCUUUCUGGAGUUGUGGUCCUUGACAACCAUGCUCAGAACAAUGAUCAGACAGGAAAAGGAUUUGCUGUUCUGAGAGGGUCCACUCCCUAAACUGUAAGACUGCAAGUCAAAAUUUCCUUGCAAAAAAAAAUGAUGUACUUAGCACUUUGUUAGGCUUUAUUAGUGGUUGAAACCUUUGGAGAUCAUCUUGUAAUGACCCUUGUGGCCCUAGAUUUUAUCAUAUUUACAAGUAGUGCCUUUAACUA